ACCAACGCCAAUAAGGCCCUAUUGGCUGGCUACUGUGCGCACACACAGUGCGAUUAUUUUUAUUUAUGGCAAGCAAGAAGCUGGUAUUUGUGUUGUAGCUCCAAUCCGUGGCGUCCAAAAUCCCGCUACCCAACCCGGGGUAGGACGGUAGCAUGAUAGCCGUGGAUGGGAAUCGGCAGGAAGAGCGUCCCCGUCUGCUGCAUUCCGACUGCGCCCGCACCCGAAGCCACCGCCGAGGAGGCAAGCGGUGGCGUCCAACAUGGGGAAAGAGGUAAACGGCGUCUCGCGGAGCCGCUUUGAGAUGUUCACGAACAGCGAUGAGGCAGUCAUCAAUAAGAAGCUACCUAAGGAGCUGUUGCUGCGAAUCUUCUCCUUCCUGGAUGUGGUAACGCUGUGUCGCUGUGCCCAGGUCUCACGGUCCUGGAAUGUUCUGGCUCUGGAUGGAAGCAACUGGCAGCGGAUUGACCUCUUUGACUUUCAGCGGGACAUCGAGGGCCGAGUGGUCGAGAACAUCUCAAAGCGAUGCGGAGGGUUCUUGAGGAAGCUGAGCCUGCGGGGAUGCCUCGGCGUGGGCGACAGUGCCCUGAGGACUUUCUCACAGAACUGCAGGAACAUCGAGCUGCUCAGUUUGAAUGGCUGCACCAAGAUCACUGACAGUACAUGUAGCAGCCUGAGCAAGUUCUGCCCAAAGUUGAAGCACCUGGACCUUGCAUCAUGUACCUCAAUCACCAACUUGUCGCUCAAAGCCCUCAGUGAGGGAUGUCCCCUGCUGGAGCAACUCAACAUCUCCUGGUGUGAUCAGGUCACUAAGGACGGCAUCCAGGCCCUGGUCCGAUGCUGUCCGGGGCUCAGGGGGCUUUUCCUGAAAGGCUGUACACAGCUAGAAGAUGAGGCACUGAAGCAUAUUGGCGCGAACUGUCCCGAGUUGGUCACGCUCAACUUGCAAACAUGCUCGCAAAUCACAGACGACGGCCUCAUCACCAUUUGUCGAGGCUGUCACCGUCUUCAGUCCCUGUGUGUGUCAGGCUGCGCCAACAUCACGGACGCCAUCUUGCAUGCACUUGGACAGAACUGCCCCCGCCUAAGAAUAUUAGAAGUGGCCCGCUGCUCUCAACUUACAGAUGUGGGUUUCACAACAUUAGCAAGGAAUUGUCACGAGCUUGAGAAGAUGGAUUUAGAAGAAUGUGUGCAAAUUACAGAUGGAACUCUCAUACAGCUUUCUAUCUACUGCCCUCGGCUGCAGGUUCUAAGUCUAUCCCACUGCGAGCUCAUCACCGACGACGGCAUCCGCCACCUGGGCAGCGGGCCGUGCGCCCACGACCGACUGGAGGUGAUCGAGCUGGACAACUGCCCGCUAAUCACGGACGCCUCGCUGGAGCACCUGAAGAGCUGCCACAGUCUGGAUCGCAUUGAGCUCUAUGACUGCCAACAGAUCACCCGCGCCGGCAUCAAGAGGCUAAGGACCCACCUGCCUAACAUCAAAGUACACGCAUACUUUGCCCCCGUGACUCCUCCGCCUUCCGUGGGUGGCAGCCGCCAGAGGUUUUGCCGCUGCUGCGUCCUGCUAUGAUGCAAAAGACAUCGACAUCGGUCUUCCCCCCCUCUCCCACCACCCCUGUGUCCCGGGGGUCUCUCCUAUACAAGCUUCCUUCCUAGAUCCCCGCCCUCCCCUGGUCAAGCAGUACAUUCUUGCUGUGUCCCCCUUUUGAAGCUGCAGAGAGACCAAAACAGUGCAGGGUAACACACACUCCACACUCUUAAUUUAUUUUUAUUUCACACAAAUGUUGUCAGUGGCAGCACGACGCAGCAGUGUUUCACAGGUUUGCCUCACACUUCUGAGGUACGGGGUUUGAAUCUCAUCUCCGGCCUUCCUGUGUGGAGUUCGCAUGUUCUCCCUGUGCUUGCGAGUUUUUUUUUCGGGUACUACACGUUCCUCCCACAUUCCAAAAACAUGCAUGUUGGGUUCAUUGAAGACUAAAUUGCCCAUAGUUGUGAAUUUGAGUGUGAAUACUUGUGUGUAUACAUCAGACUUUGAGAACUAAAGUGGGCUAACUCCAUUUAUGUCAAGCUAAGUGCAUAAAUGAAUUGAGAAAAGGCAUGUAUUUCAGAUGAAUACUGAUCUAAAUCAAGGUUUAGUUCCAAUUUUGACCAAUAGGGUGAAGUCCAUUAUUAUAGUCAUCACUUCUCCUGAUACAUCAGCGCAGCAGCUGGGCCAGCUUCCAUUUUCGCGCCCAUGAAACCAGGUUUCACCUUUUGCAAAACCAUUCCAGAAAGAAAGUGAGGUUCAGAGAUUGAAAGAAGAGUCAUAAAGUAGGCAGUGCUCUUAGCUCAAGUUAGUAUAAGUUUCAUUGUUCAGGAACUAUUUAUAGAUUUGACAGAUAGUCGGAAUGAACAAAACUUUGAGGUAAACCACUAUUUCUGUAAAACUAACUACUGUAUCGAGAAGUAGUAAUCCCGGUUAGGGUCACGGGGCGCUUGAGCCUAAACCUGCCGACAUCGGGCGAAAGGCAGACCACACCCUGAACUGGUCGCCAGGCAGUCGCAGGGCACGUAUAGACACCGACAACCAUUCACACUCACAUUCACACCGUCACGAGUGGGAACUGAACCCACGCUGCCCGCACCAAAGUCAGGUGAGUGUACCACUACACCAUCAGUGACUCGAAGUAGUAAUAAUUUUCAUAUAAAUCACAAAGAUAAAAAUCCCUCAGAUUUUUCAACCAACCGCGGAACUUUAAAUCACUCCUCUGCAAAAGGGCAAAAAUGGAUUUGGCCCACUCUAAUUCUCAGUGGGUUAAAGUGUGCACUGAUUGGCAAACAAACUAGUCCAGCGUGUACCCCGCCUCUCGCCCCAAAGACAGCUGGGAUAGGCUCCAGCAGUUAAGUGGUAUAGAAAUGGCUGAAUGGAUUAAUGUUAUCACUAGUGUAAAAUGAAUGGAGAAAACGGUAACAACAACCCCAUUGGCCUCACAAUACCUCGGAUUUUCUCUCAACAUCCAAUCGUAUUAAUUGCCAUCAGAAUGUACAUUUAUGAUUGGACCACCCAAUAUGGCCCCUGGAUGAGCUUUCAAAAUGAAACACCCACACUGUCCUUACAUGGGGUCAAAGUAGGCUUUGCUUGAAUGUAUACAAUGAAAAAAAGCAAUGCAAAGGACAUUUAAAAACAAUCUUGAUGGGGAGAAAACAGCUUUUUAUCUCACAUCCUGUACUGUUGGAAAAAGUCCAGAGUCAGCGCCUAGUCCCCCAUCCCCCUCUCCCCUCAAAAGAAGUGACACAACCUGGUGAACUGCAGCAAAAAAUGUAUUUAAAAAAAAAAAAAAGAAAGAAAAAACACAGCAAGCUGUCUGCUUUUUGCACCUUAUCGAAACAACAUCCAGACUGUUUACAAAGAAGAACAUUUCAAAACAUAUUAGGUUUGUACUAACAAUGUGCCCCACUCGCUGGACACACACACACACACACACACACACACCACACACCCACACCAAGGUUGGUACCCCUCCCCUGUCUCUCUUGUCUCUAUGUGCUUCAUUGGCGAAGGGCGGGAAGAAAAGACAAACUAUUUUUCUAAAAUGAAAAGCGGCACACAUUUGGGGACUGCAGAAGAUGCCAAAUGUUGCAUGUGACACCUAUUUUUCGUUCUUUAAAAAAACAAAACUCAAAUGUACAUAAGUGAGGACUGUGGGAGUCUUGGGUUGACGGACGAACAAUUGGAAGAAAAAGAAGAUGACAACAGGAAGAAAAAAAAAAGAUGAUUACUUGUAGAUCAACAGGAAGAAAAAGCCAACCAUGUUCUGCUUUGAUUUCAUCGACUUGUGUGAAAGAGUAGUAGGGCCACACUGAAAAGAUGAACAUAUUUUCAAUAGCAUAGUUUACGUUUUAGUCAUGUUACAAAAAUAAAUUUGUAAUAUUGCUAGAAUAUAAUUUUUAUGAGUGAGUGUCACAAUUCCUAAAUGCUUCAUGAGCCACUUCCGCUCUCUACAAACCUGUCAUAAAUUCAUAUUUGUUAAAAUUUCUUUAAAGGGACCAAAAAAAAGUGUAAAUUUGAGUCUCUUACAAUUAUUCUCUAAAAUUGAUAUCAUUUUUGCUUGUAAUAUUACUUUAUUUUCAUAAAUUAAAAAUGUAUUUUCAUAUUACUGCUUUAUUCAAUGUAACAUUUUAACUUCAUCCAGAAACUUUUCUGGUAAUGAUUUUUUAUUUGACAUUUUAAAUAUUUAAAAAAAUUUGGAAUAUGUCAAGCGGCUCAGAAAAUGGAUGGAUGGAUGGAAUAUGUCAACUGUCAUCCAACAUUACAACUUUUUCUUGUGAUAAUGACAUUUCCCAUUUAAAUCUUUUUGAUGUUACACCUUUAUUCUUGUGAAUACUCAUAAUCAUGCUUUUAUUUACAUUAAAUUAGGGCAGGUUUUUUCUAUCCCAAAAAUAACAAACUAUUCCUGUAAAAAUAUUUUUUUUUUUUUUUAAUUUUGUAAUAUUUUGGCAAUUCUCAUAAUUUUAUUACCUUUUACGGAGUACUAGGUUUUGUUUUCCCAAAUGUUUUGAUAUUCUGCCAAUUCUCAUAAUUGUAUUACAUUUUCCCGUAAUAUUGACAGUUUUAUUCACGUUAAAUUGGUGCAUUUUUCUACUCAUUACAACUUUAUUCUCGUAAAAUUACACCUUUUUUAUUUGUAAUAAUCAGCAUUUUUUGUCGUAAUACUCUUGACAUCUAAUAUUACGACCUUAUUUUCAUACAUUACAACUCCUGUGAUUUACAAUUUAGUUCUAAUUCAAUUACAUCCCAUCUUAAUAUACCAGCAUUAUUCAGAAAAACAAAAAUUUUACUUCCCCUUACGUUGAAACUUUAUCGUUGUAAAAAUGACCAUUUUGAUUUUGUGAAAUAAUGAGGAUUUUUGGGGUAAUAUUUUGACUUUACCCUCAUUCCCCCCCCAAUCAAGUGUGGCCCUAAUACUCCUUCGUUGACUCCUGGGGGCCAGAAGGGGUUGUGGUUGUGAAUGACCCAUGAAGUAUUGAAACCUCCCACUACCUGCUUUUUUCUUUGACCCAUCCCCCCACCCCCACCCCAUGGAGGUGUCACUUCAUUCUGUAUUCAACUCCCCUUUCUUUGCCUUUUUAAUUUCUUUUGGCGUGGCUCCGAUUGCACCUGCCUCGUUCUGCAUUCAGUGUCUCCUCUAAGAUUUUGUGUUUCUGUCGUCACAAAUGUCCAGGCUAGGUGCAAUUGUAAGUAGGAUUUUUCUUUUUUUUUUUUUUUUUUCUUUCUCCCUGUCUCCCCCUGAUAUUACUUCUUGAAUGUCCCUGAGUGAGACAUCUCUUCAGGCAUGACCUGCCACUUGAGAAAGAUUUUAAUUCAUUUGUAUACGUUGCCCUCCUUUCUCCUAUUAUCCUGCACUAAAUUACUCAAACUGAGACUGAAACGUGGAAUGUUAAAGCAUCCUAAAUGUCCCCAAAAUGGAUUGGAGGCGAAACAAGCUUGAGUCAAGAUUAUAAUAAUUUUUGUGGGAUAAUGCGAGAUGGAAUGAGCCCUGGGUAAUCCCGCUCGAGCCGUUUUGUUUGAGCGGGGUUUUACACGUGGGAUUAGGGAACGUGUCAAAAUGGCAGCCGUGUACUCCGGAGGAAGGAGCGCAUAAAGGAGCUUGCUGGCCCAUGUGUCAAUACUGGAGGAAAGCGUUAAGAAGCUGACUGACCCAUGUUUCAAUGCUAACUCUGAAAAACUGGAAGUAGUCCGGUGGCCCUUGUGUCAGCGCUAACUGAAUAUACCAGAAGGAAUGUGUGACGGAGUCCGCUGGCCCAUGUGUCAACGCCACUGGUCCAUAUGUCAACGCUAAUGCUGAAAACCACAAAGGAGUUUUCUGGCCUAUUUGUCAAGGCUAAAUCUAAAUAUGCCAGUAGGAAAAUGCAGAGGGGCACUUGUGUCAACUUGCUGGUCAAUGUGUCAAUCCUAACUCGGAAUAUAUUGGUAGAAAAGCACGAAGGGCUUUGCCGGCCCAUGUGUCACUGUUAACUCUGCUUGUCUGUUGGCCCAUGCGUCAACAUGCACUUUUUACCGGUAGGAAAGUAUAAAGGAAUCUAAUGGGCCUGGCCGGUGUUGCUAACGCUGAAAUGUGCAAAGGAGUGUUCUCGCCCAUUUUUUACGGUUAUUUCUGAAUUUACCAGUAGUAAAGCAUGAAUGAGCCCGCUGACCCAUGUGUCAACAUGGGCGAAAAGCGUACCGCAAUUCGCCAGACCAUAUGUCAAGGCUAGCUCUGAAUAUACUGAUCGGAAAGUGCCGAGGAGCCCGUUGGACCAUGUGUCGACGCUAACAUUAAUAUACAGGUUGAAUUACAUGGAGGAGUCUGCUGGCCCAUGUGUCAACGCUAACGAUUAGUCCAUUGGCCCAUGUGUCAACGCUCACUUUGAAUUUACCGGUAGGAAAGCAUUAAGGAGUCGGCGUGUGUCAACAUCACCAGAAAGCAAACUCCCUGUUCCCCUGACAUUUAAGAACACAAAAGCACUGGAGAUAGAACCCAAGAGGUGAACGCACCCACCCGGUUGCCCCCCCAAACAGAACGUUCAUUGACAUAUGGGCGAUAUUUAAAAUUGACAAUGACUGUAGUUCAUACAAUUACUGUAAAUCUUUUCCUUUAUUUCUUUUUUUUUUGU
Messenger RNA from Phycodurus eques (leafy seadragon), 6633 nucleotides. It is a transcript of the gene fbxl20, whose product is annotated as F-box and leucine-rich repeat protein 20. The coding region runs from base 260 to 1570 and encodes 436 amino acids. Lineage: Eukaryota; Metazoa; Chordata; Actinopteri; Syngnathiformes; Syngnathidae. Gene Ontology annotation, biological process: SCF-dependent proteasomal ubiquitin-dependent protein catabolic process. Gene Ontology annotation, molecular function: protein binding. The transcript is spliced from 15 exons. The record is from RefSeq and is a predicted model, not a curated record. Gene Ontology annotation, cellular component: SCF ubiquitin ligase complex.